AGAAGCAUCAUUGUAAAUUAAAAGGGUGUUGUUUUUUGUAUUGACCGAAUAAUUAUCAUCAUAGUAAUAAUACAACACACAUAUAACAAAGAUGAUUAGAUAUUUUAAAGUAGUUUUGAGUGAUUUUAAAUGUACUGGAUUACCUCCUGCAGAUAGAAAUGGUCUGUCAGACCCAUAUAUCAAGGGUAACUUUGAUAACUUUCGUACUUUUAAAUCACCAACAAAGAAAAAGACAUUGAAUCCGCAGUGGGACGGUUUUACAGUUGAAUUUGACUAUCACACAAAAUACGGAUCUAAACUUCACUUGAAGAAGCUCUUGUUGGAUGUUUAUGAUCACGAUGUGCUCGGAAAGGAUAACUUUUUGGGUUGUUGUGCCUUGGAUUUAUUCUCUCUUGCUUGUGGACCUACAAAACAAAUAAUUACCCUUCGUUCUCAACUCAAUGCUAAGGAUAAUAACGGUACAAUAGAAUUUAAUUGUGUGAUGGAGGAAGUAACCAAGUCAUUCAUGAUUUGUUUAUCGAAUGUAAAGGUUAAUUUUAAUCCUCCUUUGGAAGAACCUAAAAAUUUGAGGUGUAUUGUAUUAGCAGAGGAUAUCAAUGCUCCAGAGACUAAUACAUUAACCUGUAGAGCAGUACAAUCAGAAGCUGUUUGGUCACAAUUUGCCAAUUUGGAACUUAAAAAUGUUUCUCUCAAAACCAUCUUGGAUGACAGAAUCAUUAUUAAGAUUAAACAAGAAAAGACUGGUAUUGACCCAACUAUUGCUCGUAUUAAUAUUGAUUUGUCAAAGAUUUUAGAUAAAUUUUUGGAUGAAAAUAGAACCAUGUCAGCUGGAGAUGGUCUCACUGAAGAUAUGCUUCCAGUAAAGAUUACUGGUCUCAAAGUUGAAUAUAAGAAUGCAGACAAUAUGUCAUUCAAGAAAUCUCCAAAGAAAUCAGGUGGAUUUGGUCUUAAGAGUUCAACUCAGGAAUAUGAUGAUGAAUUGUUAGGAAAUCCUAGUAACAGUAUCAAGACUGCUUUUGAUAGAUCUUUAGGUGUUGCUGAAUUGGAAAUUGGAUUUAUUGGUAUUCCAAUGUAUGCCCAAAUGGUUAGUGGUUCUGCUAAGGAUAAGAUUGUAACUGGUACUCCCCUUCUUGAAAACUUGCCAGUGCCUUCUGGUUUUGUUCCAUCUGCCAAUAGAGAUGAAAAGAGAAAGCUUUCAUCUUCUCCAACUAGUACAACUAGUACAGAGAAUGGAAGUGGAUCAAGAAGAGCUUCAGUUGCUCUCGAACCUCAAACUUUACCAACAACUGCAGGUCUACCAUACGGUUGGGAAAAGAAGGUUGAUAAGAGAACAAAUAAGGAAUACUAUGUUGAUCACAAUACAAGAACUACUCAUUGGCAUUUCCCAACCAGUGAUUCAAAGUCUCAAUUGGAUGAAGAAGAACACUCUGAAAUGGAAGAAGUUGAAAUGUCUAUCAAACCAGUCCAACAAGAAAGACGUCAAUCUGUACAAAGUGGUAAUUCUCAAGUUUAUCAAAUCCCUGUAUCCCCAAGCCAAAAGCAAACAUAUCAAACUGUACCUCAAAAUGUAGUACCACAAGUAAUGCCACAACAAACUUAUCCUCAAAACUAUCCACAACAAUCUCCACAAUCACCACAAAACUAUCCUCAAAAUCAACCAUACAUUCCUCAAAAUGUUCCACAACAACAAGCUUAUCAAACCAUGCCUCAAGUCAUGCCACAACAACCUUCCUUACCAACAACACCUGGUUUACCAUAUGGUUGGGAAGAAAGAGUAGAUCCUGGUUCUGGUCGUGCUUAUUAUUUAAAUCAUACUACUAAGAGCACUCAAUGGGAAAGACCAGGUCAACCAACAGUUAAUAAUACUCAACAAUCUCUUAUUCAAGGUUUCAAUAAUCUUCGUGUCUCCCCACAAAACCCACAAACCUACCAAACAAAUCCACAAGCUUAUCAAACAAGUCCACAACAACAACAACAAGCCUAUCCAACCAUGUCUCAAUAUCCGACAAAUCCUCAACCACAAACUUACCAAACCAUGCCUCAACAGAAACAACCACUUCCAAAUGGUUGGGAAGAGAGAGUUGAUCCAAGCUCUGGUCGUUCUUACUAUCUUAACCAUUUUACAAAGACAACACAAUGGGAUAGACCAACUUAUUAAAUACCACCAAUAAAAUCUAUUGUUAAUAAU
This is a messenger RNA of Naegleria gruberi, 2188 nucleotides long. Its product is annotated as C2 domain-containing protein. NCBI's taxonomy places the organism in Eukaryota, Heterolobosea, Eutetramitea, Acrasida, Naegleriidae. The record is from RefSeq and is a predicted model, not a curated record. The transcript has a single exon. Gene Ontology annotation, molecular function: protein binding. The coding region runs from base 92 to 2158 and encodes 688 amino acids.